UAAACAAUUUAGAGAGAGCUGUAAAGCACCGUGAAGCGGUAUAUAAGUCUAAGUGGUAUUGCUAGUCUUGUAGAUUAGGUAAAAGUAGUGGGGUUUGUGCUCAAUUGGUAUUCUGUCAGUGUUGGCGGAAGUAAUCUUGGACGUUCUUUGGUUGGUCCUUUUAUUGUUAGCUUAUUUGGCAAUUCCUUGAUUGGGGUAUUGUUUACUUCUUGAUUGUUAGUCUGAUGUUGAUAUUAAUCUAUGCUUAUCAGGUAGUUGAUUGCUGGUGGAGAGAUAUUUUGAUCUUUUUGUUCCCUUUGUGGCUUGUUGAUUGUCUCUUUUGCACAAUAUGUAGAUGUUAUUUAUAUCUAUGUGUCUAUUGGUGGCCAAUUUGUCAGCAUUUGUCUAGUGUUUUUGGACUUGGCUUGGUCUAGGAUGCUCCACAGUUUCCCAGUUGAAACCAUGGUUAAAUCUGUCUAUAUGUUGUGAAAUUAAAGAGUUUUCAUCAUGUCUCUAACUUCUAGUUGGUAUUCAUGGAUAUGUGCUGCUAAUCUUCUGCCUGUUGUCCUAUGUAGUGGCUAUUGCAGUCUUCACAUUGUAUGAUGUAGAUGACUCCUGUUUUUAUUUCUGGGGCUGCUUAGUCUUUUGGUUUACCUAGGAUGUUUUGGGAGGGCUUUAGUUGAUUUGUGUGCUUUGCUGAUUCCAUAGUUCUUGUAAUAGUCUGUUGGUGGUUUCUGAGAUGUUUUUGUUGUAUGGCAAUGUUAUCCUUUUUGUGGCUUAUGUUGAUUGUGCUAUAUUGGGUUCAGUGGUCAGGCACUUUCUGAUGCAUAACAAGUGAACACUAAACAGUCCAAUCAAAGAAUCUCCAAGACCACUUCCACCAAGCCACUAGAAUAUAAUUUGAGAGCAAACUCCAAUUCUUACUAACACUGAUGAUGCAACCUAGUUUGGUUAUUUUCCUGCAGCCCAUUUCAUUACCCAAUCUCAGAGAGCACUAAGGAUUCCUCAUUUCAACUUUGAGCUACAAAGAUGCUCUCCUUUUUUUGAGUCUUCAUCACAGUAGCCUGGAUCUUUUUGUGUCCUCCAGAUAUCCAAGCUUUGAAAUGGGAGACCUGCGGAGGUGCCUGGACAGCGGGGAAUAUGGCACUCUGAAAGAUUGUCAUCUGUAUGAAAGCAAUUUUUUACAGGUAACCAAGGCAGGAGAUAUUGCCAGCAGAGUCACCAUGGGCAUUGCUGCCAGCAGCUCAUUCCUAGAGAUGCCUGAUCUUAUGCUGCUGGCACGACCAGUUCCCUGCCUAACAGAACGGUGUGAAUGUCAGUGCCCUGAAGCACUGCCUUUCCCGGAUGAGGAGCUGCAGCUGUUUGCGCUUCUGCCCUUGAAAUUCGUCCGUCUCUAUGUCCAUGAUGAGUCACGGUUCCAGCUCAAGGUCCGCCUGGCCAAUGGCCGCACCUUUUAUCUGCAACUUCUAACACACCCCCUCAAGCAGGAUAAGGUCUUUGGGCACUGGAUACGGCUGUUAUACCGCUUGCGCUUUUACCACAGUGAUGCUCCCCUUACUUAUGAAAAGGAGAAUGUACUGCAUCACCAUAGAAAUACCUUUAUUUAGGAGGAGGAAAAGGAAAUUUCUCCUGGUGAAAAAGGAGACGACGCUCAGGGGAACCAAGGAUUUCUUUAUCUCUCUCUCUCUCUCUCUCACACACACACACACACACACACACACACACAGAGGGAGGGAGACACACACACACACACACACACAUACCCAGACACAUACACACACACACACAUUAAUACAAAGUAACGUUCUCUUUCCAGCGCCGACUCACCAGUGUUGGAUACCAUCCUCCCCAUAUGGAGCUACUGCAAAUUCCCCCACCCACUUACCCCAUCAAUAAAUGAGUGAACAAAACUGCUUU
This is a messenger RNA of Crotalus tigris (Tiger rattlesnake), 1896 nucleotides long. RefSeq names its product family with sequence similarity 71 member E1 (gene GARIN5A). NCBI's taxonomy places the organism in Eukaryota, Metazoa, Chordata, Lepidosauria, Squamata, Viperidae. The transcript has 5 exons. The record is from RefSeq and is a predicted model, not a curated record. The coding region runs from base 1083 to 1586 and encodes 167 amino acids. Gene Ontology annotation, cellular component: nucleus.